UUGUCGUGGUGGGGGGUCUUGCAUGCUCCAAUGAUCUUCAAGGCUAUACCAGAAGUUUCUAAAAUGCCGGACAGGCUUGGGGUGGAGGGCCAGACUAAGAGUGGCAGCUAUAGCAGAGGGCACAGUGGACGGGACAGAAGGAGGAAGUCGGUCGAAAGACUGAGAGGUUGGUGGGGUCGGCGACGACAAAACCGUCGACAGGCUAAGAGUAUGCGCGCUUCUAACUCUGCUGCUGUAACGCUGGCGCUGCAGCCAGAGGUCGUCGAUGCUGGCGUCACCUAUGCCGGUAUAUUGACUAAGGAGCAAGAGGCAAUCGACCUGCAAGGACUGGGGAUUGCUGGACUCAGGUGCAGAGCUACUCGCACGUGUGCCCGCAUCCUUGAGGUCUCUGGGACGACCGGCGGCCCCAAAGCUGAUGCCCUAGCCGAAAAACUCAUGGAGGCCCCGAAAGAUGAAGCUUUAACGGUGUCCAGACCGCAAAAAAGCGUGGUACUGCAAGAAUACGAGCUGGAUGAUUCCGUCACGGCUGAGAAGGUUGCGGCCGCCGUCACUCGAACUGGUGACUACCCCCCGGAGCUCGUCAAAGCUGGAAAGAUCGUGAUCGCCAGAGGGCUCAUAGGAGCAGCCCUGGUGCGCUGCCCAGUGGUCGCCGCUAAAAGAGUGAUGUGUGCAGAAAAGCUUUGGCUUCCUUUAUUUAAAGACCCCAUUGAAAGAGAAUUAGUAGGAUUCAAUAGAACCAUGAUCAUGGGUAGACGAGAUGAGAUGGAAUGGCAUUUUCAAGAACAGACGAUCUGA
Messenger RNA from Danaus chrysippus (African queen), 795 nucleotides. Lineage: Eukaryota; Metazoa; Arthropoda; Insecta; Lepidoptera; Nymphalidae. The record is from the annotation of a GenBank genome assembly.